AUGGAAGCGAGAAGUGCAAUGCACAUACUCAAUGCUCCAAGCACAAAAAGUUUGAAGUAUGCAAUCCGAUCUGGUCUCAUCAAGAACUGUCCUAUCACUGAAGAAGCGAUCAAUCAUGCCAAAGCAAUCUUUGGACCUGAUGCAUCUACAUUGAAAGGCAAGUCAACUAGACCAACUCGGAAGAAGACGUACAAUGACUUCUUCAGUCCACCAGAGGAAUUGUAUCAAAAUAAUCGAUCAAUUACCGUCUGUAUUGAUCAUAUGGAGAUCGGAGAUGCUAACAAGGCAAGCUUUCAAGUCAAGACGGUCAAGUGUGAUCGGGCAUUCAUUCCUCUAACAAAUGUUAUGCUAGACGAUAUGGGUGUUACUAUUGAUCCGGCUGCAGCUGGAGACCACGAGCCUACCGCUGAGCAAAACAAUCGGACGCUGAAACAAAGAGUUAGAGUAGCUCUUGCACGAUUGCCCUACAAAGUGGUCCCAAAGGUGAUCACUGAAUGUCUUGGACGUCACACCGCCAAGCUAUUGAAUGUCUUUCCCCAGAAAGACAGUAUCUCAUCACAUUUCAGUCCACAGCAACUCAUUGAUAAUGUCAAUAUCAACUACAAGAGUGACAUGGUUGCUGAACUUGGACAAUAUGUUCAUGCAAUUGGGACGGAUUCCACCAAUUUGAUGGAACUACAAAGUAUCAAAGCAAUUGACAUUGAACCUACAAAGGGACAACGUACUGGGCACCGCAUGCUCAACCUCAAUGCUAAGAAGAUGAUUUCCCGACCCAAGGUUGUCAUACUACCCGUUACCGACCAAGUAAUCCAACAUGUUGAAGCUUGGGCUGCUGCCAAGGGGGAGUGGAUGAUUUCCCGACCCAAGGUCGUUGUACUACCCGUUACCGAUCAAGUAAUCCAGCGUGUUGAAGCUUGGGCUGCUACCAAAGGUGUUACUUCCAUGAAGUUCUUUGAGAAGAAGAGAGAUUUGGAGACAUUUCAAGAUGGCAAUCAAAUUGCAGGAGUGGAUGACACGGAACAAGGUUACUUAGAAGAAGCCUUUGAUCAGGACUAUGAACCUGAAGAUGAAGAUGAACGUGAUUUCAAUCUACGUGGACAACUCGAUGAUAUCGAUGACUCCGAAAGAGAAGAGCUCUUGGCAGAUGCAGACAAUGAUGUCAAUGAUAUGCCAGAACUCACUGUCAGAUUCUGUGGAGAUGAUGACUAUGAAUCAGAUGACGACGAUUUGGGUGAUGAAGGCAAUGAAGAGGAAGAACCUAUUGUGGCCAAUUUGGAUCACCAUCAAGAAAAUGUCGAUAGGGGAGCUGAUGAUAUUGGGAGCCUUGUUGCUGAUCUGGAGGACCUACAAGAACCGCCAGAAGAAGAGAUUGUAUUUGAGCCUGAAACGCCUCAAGUAGCAAAAGUCACUCAAUCUGGGCAAACGUAUGCGCAUGCUGCAAUGUCUGGGCUGAACCUUUCUCAAGUUCCAAAGAAACCAAGAGAAUGGCCUUCAAGCAGGAGUGGCAGUUCUGCCAAUAAGAACAAGAAUCAAGUUGUGACAAGACGCAAGCAUUGA
This is a messenger RNA of Cylindrotheca closterium, 1557 nucleotides long. Lineage: Eukaryota; Bacillariophyta; Bacillariophyceae; Bacillariales; Bacillariaceae. The record is from the annotation of a GenBank genome assembly.